AUCCACUCGGCAUCCAUUGUCAAUUUGACUGAUUGAUUGAUGAUUAUGUCUUCAAGGUGAUUGCUUGACUUCCUGUAAAUCAUGCCUUAUCAUCUGUCAAUCACUGAGCUGAUCAAUUUGAAGAAUAAACUCAUUGUGUACAGUCCUCAGCAAACUGGAGUCUGUGUGAAAGGGUACUCGGCAAUGCCGGGACACUCUCUUUUCCUGCCCUCUGUGGGUUAUUUUUUGUCAUUUUUUACAACCUUAAUCUUAGCCCGUGUUUUUUAUUUUUACAAACUAUCUACAAGGUCUCAAUUGUACUCAUUUAGGGUCUGGGAAGGUCUCGAAAGAACCCAAAUACCCAAUGAUAACUGGGGUGCCUGCCCCCAUAGGUACGUCUCAGACCUUCUGGAGCCCCAGGGCUUUAAGGGCUAAGUCUGUAUUGGGGCCCUUUGGGACUUUUUGGGGUAAGAUAGUCCUCUUUGGAUACUUUGGGACCUUUGGGUAUAUUAUUCAUUUUCUGAGUCCAUAGACUAUCUUGGAUACAAGUAUAUAGACCCCAAUCCUUUUUGUGCCACUUGAAAAAGUAAGUCCUAGCCCCAUUUUAUAAGUGCUUCAAACAUUCUGAGAAACUCCACUUCUCCUUACCCUACGCCAAAACAGAGGUCCAAUUUAACCUAUUUAAGCCCUGGGUGGGGCCGAGAAGGUCUCAAAAGAACCCUCGGGGCCCAUGAUUGUUACGGUUGUGAGGGAUGUCUUGUCUUGGUUUUUUGUCUUGUGAAUUUCAUGUUUUAGUUUGAAAAGUAACUCUCCUCUCGUUUCAGGUCACUUGCCCUUCCUUUUGUGUCAUCAGUCUGACGUCAUCCCUGAUCCGUGAUUGUUUCCACCUGUUCCCCAUUACCCCCAUGUGUCUUAUAAGCCCACGCCUCACUUUGUUCUGUGCCAGAAUGUCGCGUUAUUUCAUGUCUCUCUAGCUUCAUGCCCAAGCCUUGUCUCAUGUAUCCUGAUCCUGAAUUCCCUUGUUGGUAUUUUGAGUUUUCCUUUUCUCCUCCUCAGCAGAGUGAUUUUUGGUUAUUUAGUUUUGCAGCCAAAGUGAAUGAUUCCAAAAGAGAUCCGCCCUUUGCCACACCCCCAAACUCUUUGGGUACAUCAUCCCUGAUGUUUUGGAGAAACUGGAUGAAGGCGUGGUCUCUCCUGUUGUGUUGCUUCCUGAUGGGCGGGGCCUGGGCGGGUCUGCAGGACAUUGUCCAGAAAAGUUCUGAGCGCCGGAAAGUCUCCCUCCUGAACCCCGAGCUGGAGGGUCGCCAGCCCGUCCAGAGCGCCGGCGCCGCCGCUUCGGGUCCCGCCACCCCGGCCGACCUGGAGCAGCGGGACGACCUGCCUUCCUCCUUCAUUUUCGGCGACAACGUCAACCUGGAGUGGCGCCCGUGGAACGGCUCGCUGCCCAACGGCGCCGUGGCGAUCUACAACGGCUACAGCGAGCGCACCGACUACGUGUGCCAGUACAAGUGCGAGUCCGGCUUCUACAACGCCGCCCUGGGACCCUACUGCCGCUACCCCUACGGAGACCGCGAGUACUAUGCCCCCGAGUUCCAGAUUCUGACCAACAGAGACAACUUUGAGUUCUUGGAGUGGAAAGAGGGUUCUUACGGGUCCGUGCCCCAACACUCGGUCAGAACCUGCCUGGGGGCGGGCAUCUACGUGGGCAAGAACAAGUACGGCCUGGGCAAGGUGGUCCCCCAGUUCGAGGCCUUCUUCCUGCCGUGGGAGGGCGAGGAGUACUGGUACAAGAAGUACCAGGUCUUGACCAUCAACCGGGACGCCUACCAGCAGCACAUCUCUGACGUGGACUACGACCUGGACCAGGUGGCCAUCUUCCAGUACCCACCCGAGACCAUGCGCAUCUCCGGGAUCACCAACAACGAGUGUCAGGCGGUGCAGAAGACCGUCACCAUCUCCAAGACCACGGAGACGGAGACCACCUGGAGCAUCGGCCGGGCCACCAUGCUGGGCGUCGCCGGCAGCAUCACCGCCAAAAUCCCGCUCAUCGGCUCCGGCGGCUUGGAGCUGAGCGGCGAGAAGACGCUGCAGUUCUCGCGAGGGACCACGGCGGUGGAGGCGCUCAGCCACUCCGUGUCCGUGGAGCUCCGCGUGGCCCCCAACCACUCCUGCAGGGUGCGCAUGGAGGGCCGCAGGGUCAAGGCCGACAUCCCGUACACGGCGCGCCUCAGCCGCACGUACCGCAACGGAGACACCCAGUGGACGUCCAUCUCAGGAACGUACGACGGCGUCCAGAUUGGAGAGGUGCGCGCUGUGGUGGACCGCUGUGAGCCCGUCGCCAACGCCAAGCCGUGCCCGUGAACUCUGUUUGCUGAGUUGUCAAUAAAAA
Molecule: messenger RNA, 2368 nt
Organism: Entelurus aequoreus (snake pipefish)
Lineage: Eukaryota; Metazoa; Chordata; Actinopteri; Syngnathiformes; Syngnathidae
Product: natterin-3-like
Exons: 4
Coding region: 958-2340 (460 amino acids)
Source: RefSeq, a predicted model, not a curated record